Molecule: messenger RNA, 471 nt
Organism: Thlaspi arvense
Lineage: Eukaryota; Viridiplantae; Streptophyta; Magnoliopsida; Brassicales; Brassicaceae
Source: the annotation of a GenBank genome assembly
AUGGGAUUCAUAGCGAUGUAUGCUACAUUAGCAAGUAGAGAUGUUGAUUGCUGCUUGAUUCCCGAGUCACCAUUUAACCUCGAAGGAGAAGGUGGACUCUUGGAGUUCAUAGAGAAACGGCUAAAGGAACAUGGUCACUUGGUGAUUGUUCUUGCUGAAGGAGCAGGACAAGAUUUGAUGUCCAAAAGCAUGGAAUCUAAUACUCUCAAGGACGCGUCUGGUAAUAAACUUCUUAAAGAUGUCGGCUUCUGGCUAUCACAAAGCAUCAAAGAUCAUUUUAAGAAGAUUCAGAUGGUGAUGAAUCUCAAAUACAUUGAUCCAGCAUACAUGAUCCAGGCUGUUCCAAACAAUGCAUCAGACAAUGUCUACUGUACACUUCUUGCUCAGAGUGUGGUUCAUGGCGCUAUGGCUGGUUACACUGGCUACACCAGUGGUCUUGUCAAUGGAAGACAGACAUACAUCCCUUACUAA